Calypte anna (Anna's hummingbird) is the source of this 2405-nucleotide messenger RNA. It is a transcript of the gene CCNL1, whose product is annotated as cyclin L1. Gene Ontology annotation, molecular function: cyclin-dependent protein serine/threonine kinase regulator activity. The transcript is spliced from 11 exons. Gene Ontology annotation, cellular component: nucleus. Lineage: Eukaryota; Metazoa; Chordata; Aves; Apodiformes; Trochilidae. Gene Ontology annotation, biological process: regulation of transcription by RNA polymerase II. The coding region runs from base 112 to 1962 and encodes 616 amino acids. The record is from RefSeq and is a predicted model, not a curated record.
UGGCAAUCCCUCAGUGUCCCCGGGGUGUCCUCAGUGUCCCGGGUGGGAAUCCCUCAGUGUCCCCGGGGGUGUUUCAGUGUACCGGGUGGGAAUCCCUCAGUGUCUCCCGCGAUGUCCUCCACCACUUGGGGGGGGGGCCCUCACCCUCCUUCCCACAGCGAGUGGAACGCAGUCCCGGUACCGCCGAACCGACCCUCGGUACCGUGGGAAAGGGGGGGGGGUGACAUUCCGCUGUCGCGCGGGGCGUCUCCGUCGGGACUUUUUUUUCCCGUGGUGCCUGGCGGAAGGGGCGGCGGGGUGUGGUGCGUCCCCGCGGCGGCACAGUCUGUGCGUGCGCGGCUGCGGGAGCGGAGCGGCUCCGCCAUCAUGGCUUCCACCGCCGCCACACACCCGGCCCCCGCCGCCGCCUCUGCCGCCAACACCGCCGCUUCUACCGCCUCCGCCAACACCGCCCCGACUGCCGCCGCCGCCGCCCCGCCGGUUCCCACCCCUCCGGGCAUCCUGAUCGGUGACCGCCUGUACUCCGAGGUGUCCCUCACCAUCGAUCACUCGCUGAUCCCCGAGGAGCGCCUCUCGCCCACCCCUUCCAUGCAGGACGGCCUGGACCUGCAGUGCGAGACCGACCUGCGCAUCCUGGGCUGCGAGCUCAUCCAGGCGGCCGGCAUCCUCCUCAGAUUGCCGCAGGUGGCGAUGGCGACGGGGCAGGUGCUGUUCCAUCGGUUCUUCUAUUCCAAGUCCUUCGUCAAGCACAGCUUCGAGAUUGUUGCCAUGGCCUGCAUCAAUCUCGCCUCCAAAAUCGAAGAGGCCCCUCGCCGUAUAAGGGACGUGAUCAACGUGUUCCACCACCUACGUCAGCUCAGAGCAAAAAGGACUCCAAGCCCCCUGAUACUUGAUCAGAACUACAUAAACACCAAAAAUCAAGUAAUCAAAGCAGAAAGGAGGGUACUGAAGGAGUUGGGAUUUUGUGUUCAUGUCAAGCAUCCACACAAGAUCAUUGUUAUGUAUUUACAAGUCUUAGAAUGUGAACGUAAUCAAACCCUGGUACAGACAGCCUGGAAUUACAUGAACGACAGCCUCCGGACAAACGUCUUCGUUCGCUUCCAGCCAGAGACCAUAGCUUGUGCUUGCAUCUAUCUUGCUGCCAGAGCUCUCCAGAUUCCACUGCCUACCCGUCCUCACUGGUUCUUGCUCUUUGGCACCACAGAAGAGGAGAUUCAGGAAAUCUGCCUAACAACUCUCAAGCUUUACACCAGAAAGAAGCCCAAUUAUGAAUUCCUGGAUAAAGAAGUAGAAAAGAGGAAAAUGGCACUACAGGAAGCUAAACUGAAGGCAAAAGGUUUAAAUCCAGAUGGAACUCCUGCCCUCUCAGCACUGGGUGGCUUUUCUCCUGCAUCCAAACCAUCUUCCCCAAGAGAAGUGAAACCUGAGGAGAAGUCUCCAGUGUCCCUGAAUGCCAAAACCAUUAAAAAAGAGGCAGAAGAGAGGCAGCCAGCUUCCAAGAGCCCUUACAACGGCCUGAGGAAAGACAGCAAGAGGAGCAGAAGCAGCAGGAGUGGCAGUCGCUCCAGGUCGAGGACAAAGUCCCGGUCCCGGUCACACACUCCCAGGAGGCACUACAACAACAGGAGGAGCCUGUCAGGGACCUACAGCUCGAGGUCGAGGAGCCGGUCGCGCAGCCACAGCGGCAGCCCCCGCCGCCACCACAACCACGGCUCUCCCCACCCCAAGGCCAAACACGGCCGGGAGGAGAUGAAGAGUACCAACAGGCACGGCCACAAGAGGAAAAAAUCCCGCUCCCGUUCCCAGAGCAAAUCCCGGGAGCAUUCCGAGGUGGCCAAGAAGCACAGGCACGAGCGGGGCCACCACAGGGACAGGCGGGAGCGGUCGCGCUCCUUGGAGCGGUCGCACAAGGGCAAACACCACGGCAGCGGCCGCUCGGGGCACGGCCGGCACCGCCGCUGAGCCUGCCACAGCACCCCUCAUGGACUCCUGGCCUCAGAGCAAACCCCUUAGAGUUUUAAUUUAAACCCAAUAUAUUGGUGUUUUUUUUUCUAAAUGCAUAGAAGUGUCUUUUUGUUGUUUUGUUUUUCGUUUUGGGAAAUAAAUUACCAACUUUUUGUUUUUGUUUUUGCACAUCGUACCUUAGCAGUAUGGAGGGGGUGGAAGGCAGCAAUCAGGUUAAACUGUACCUAUUAGAGUUGUGUGUUGGUUAUUGAGAUGAGAAACUGGAGAAUGGGUUUCUGUACAAAAGCAAAACAUACCUUAUUUUUAUACCAGUCAACUGCAGACACUUAUAUUUAAGUAUAGUUAUUUGUUUAAACAAUGGUGGAGACUUUCUUACACUGGUUUUAGUCUGCAUGUGUUGAAGGAUUUUUACAGGAAAUAAAAUAUAAAGCUUUUUUUUU